Suricata suricatta (meerkat) is the source of this 1184-nucleotide messenger RNA. RefSeq names its product growth differentiation factor 15 (gene GDF15). Gene Ontology annotation, cellular component: extracellular region. Gene Ontology annotation, biological process: SMAD protein signal transduction. Bases 13 to 930 code for a protein of 305 amino acids. Gene Ontology annotation, molecular function: growth factor activity; cytokine activity. Lineage: Eukaryota; Metazoa; Chordata; Mammalia; Carnivora; Herpestidae. The transcript has 2 exons. The record is from RefSeq and is a predicted model, not a curated record.
GCGAGCACAGGCAUGCCUGAGCCAGGACCCACGCCACCCAUGCUGCUGGUGCUGCUGGCGCUCCGCUGGCUGCCUUCGGGGGGCGCCCCGUCGCUGGCCCAGGAGCACCUCCCGGCCUUUCCAGGGCCCUCCGACGCUCACUCCAGUACCGAGGUCUCCAGAUCCGAGGAGUUUCGGAAACUCUACGGACACCUGCAGGCCAGGUUGCGGUGGAACCAAAGCUGGGAAGAUUCAAACCCUGACCGAGUCAGCUCUGAAGCUCAAGUCCGGAUACUCACUCCCAAACUGCGACUUGGGCUGGGCGGCCACCUGCACCUGCGCCUCGCCCAGACUGACCUGACGGAGGGCCUUCCCGCAUCCUUCCGCCUGCAUCGGGCGCUGUUCAGGCUGUCCCCGACGGAGCCGCGCUCAUGGGACGUGACGCGGCCGCUGCAGCGUCAGCUCAGCCUUGGAGGCUCCGGGGCGCCCGCACUCCACCUGCGACUGUCGCCUCAGAGGGACCGCUUGCUGGCGGCUUUGCCUUCCGCGCGUCCCCAGCUAGAGCUGUACUGGCGGCCGCGCGCCGCCAGAGGGCGUCGAAGUGCGCAUGCGCACGCCGAGGACGGCUGCCCGCUGGGGGCGGGGCGCUGCUGCCGCCUACAAAGCUUGCGCGCGUCGCUCGAGGACUUGGGGUGGGCCAACUGGGUGGUGGCGCCUCGCGUGCUGGACGUGCGCAUGUGUAUCGGCGCGUGCCCAAGCCAGUUCCGGUCGGCCAACACGCACGCGCAGAUGCAGGCGCGCCUGCACGGCCUGAACCCCGACGCGACGCCAGCGCCGUGCUGCGUGCCCGCCAGCUACGAACCCGUGGUGCUCAUGCACCAGGACAGUGACGGUCGAGUGUCGCUUACACCCAUCGACGACCUCGUGGCCAAGGACUGCCACUGCCUAUGAGCGGUCUUAGUCUUUCCCUUACGGCGCGUGCACAGUGGAAGUGACCUCAGAGAUCCUUGCCUGUCCAAUGGGCUUGUGGGUGCUGAGAUACCCGAUUUCCCACCACUGCUGUCUACCCCCUGCGGCGGAGACCGCUGUAUUUAUAAGUUUGUAUUUAUUAUUAAUUUAUUGGGGUGAUCCGCCUGGGGGCUGGAGGGCUGGUCUGAUGGUGUGCAUUUAUUUAAAACUGUGGUAAUAAAAGUGAAGUUGUCUGA